Papaver somniferum (opium poppy) is the source of this 1527-nucleotide messenger RNA. RefSeq lists its product as uncharacterized. Gene Ontology annotation, molecular function: catalytic activity. The transcript has a single exon. Lineage: Eukaryota; Viridiplantae; Streptophyta; Magnoliopsida; Ranunculales; Papaveraceae. The record is from RefSeq and is a predicted model, not a curated record. Bases 1 to 1527 code for a protein of 508 amino acids.
AUGGACAAGGUAAGAGAAGUACAAUCUCUUCUCAUCAUUCUUUUCCAAAUGAAAGUCCUAUACUGGAACAUAAGAGGCCUGAGGAGAGCAAAGGCCAGAGAUAAGUUAAGAAAUAUAGUAAAAAAAAAUUGUCCUUCUUUAGUUAUUUUAGCUGAACCAAAAAUCUGGGCUACUUCUGAGUUUAUUAAAAAGUUAAGAUUACCAGGUAUGCAUUUUCAACUCAUUGAUAAUUAUUAUGAAGAAAACAAAGGUAAUAUUUGGAUUCUGUGGAGUGCUUCAAUAAUAUCAAACACCAGACAAGAGAUAACAGUGGAAGUGGGAGAUGCUCUUAUUACUAGAGUUCAUGCUGCUACUCUUAGUGUUAAUAGAAGAGAGUUAUGGAAAGAUUUAGUGGACAUAAAUAAUCUGAAUAAGCCAUGGCUUGUGAUUGGUGACUUCAAUACAGUGAUGAAUGUAUUGGAAAAGAAAGGAGGAUUAGCUCCUUUAAAAAUAUCAAUGAUGGAGCUUAAAAAUUGUCUGAAUAUUUGUGGUCUCAUUCAAGCACCAAGUACUGGAUUAGAUUUUCCAUGGUGUAACAAUAGAGCAGGAAGGAAAAGAAAUGUAUGCAAUUUAGAUAGAGCAGUUUUCAAUGACAAAUGGCUGGAGUUAAUCCCUAGUUGGGGAUAUAAAGUUGGAGCAAGAGGAAUAUCAGAUCAUGGAGUUCUAUAUGUGCAAAUGCUGAAAUUCCAGAACAAAAAAAAUGUUCCCUUCAGAGCAUUAAAAGUAUGGAUGAGUCAUCCGGAUUUUUAUCAUCAAGUACAAGAAAUUUGGAAGAUCCAUAUUCCAGGUAAUCCUAUCUUUGUUUUCAUGAAAAAAUUAAAGAUACUGAAACAAGAAAUAAAAAAGUGGAAUUGGACUUCCUUUGGAGAUAUAACAAAGAAGAUAAAAGAAGCAGAAGAUAAAGUUUUGCAGGCUGCUUUAAUUUCUGAUAAAAACCUAAUGAAUUUACAUCUUUUAAAUAACUUAGUAACUGCAAGAGGAGAGCUGGAAGUUCUCUCAGAUAAACAAAAAGAGAUUUUGCAACAAAAGUCUAGAGUGAAAUGGCUAAAAGAAGGAGCUUCUAAUUCAAGAUUCUUUCAUGUAAAUCUAAAAAUUAGACAAGCUCAAAAUGCAAUAGUGGAAUUGGAGAAUGCAGAUGAGAACAUAAUAUAUGAUCAAAAACAUAUUGAUGAAUCUCUAAUAUCUCAUUUUGAAGACAAGUUCAAAUAUCAAGAAGUGCAAUUCACUCCUGGGAUCUUUCAAUAUAUUCCUAGAGUACUUAGUGAUGAAGACAAACAAGUUUUGGAUGAUGUUCCAACAUAUGAAGAGAUUAAAAAAGCAGUUUAUGAUCUUGAUCCUGAUAGUGCACCAGGAACUGAUGGUUUUGCUGGGUGGUUUUUCAGAUUUGCUUGGGAAAGAUUUAAUUUCUGCAAUCAAGUACUGCUGGAGAGGUGGAUUUAUUCCUCAGGAUUUGAAUGCAAACUUUCUUCUUCUUCUACCAAAAGUUAA